Messenger RNA from Tripterygium wilfordii, 672 nucleotides. RefSeq names its product umecyanin-like. Gene Ontology annotation, cellular component: plasma membrane. The record is from RefSeq and is a predicted model, not a curated record. NCBI's taxonomy places the organism in Eukaryota, Viridiplantae, Streptophyta, Magnoliopsida, Celastrales, Celastraceae. Gene Ontology annotation, molecular function: electron transfer activity. The transcript has 2 exons. Bases 169 to 645 code for a protein of 158 amino acids.
UGCCAACAAGCACAAAACCUAUACAUACAUAUUAUAUAUUUGUAGAGACCAGUUUUUAUGCACCUAAAUUUAGAAGGAAGGUGCAAAAUCAUUUCCCAUUAAUAACAAAAACGGUUAGUUGACAUAGUCAAGCCCCUCCAAUACCAAACCAAUACAAAAGGCCCUCGCAUGAUCGCUAACCAAAAUGAACCAAACCCAUCUUCUUUUCUUUGUGGCUCUCCAGGUUUAGAGAAAGAACAGAAAGAGACAAAAGGUGUAGAGAUGGCAAAGGUACCCUUUACUUUGUUAGCCUUGGCAACAAUUGCUUGCUUCAUGGUUGGAACAGCAGUUGCAGAAACUCACGUUGUUGGAGGAGAUUUUGGUUGGUUUGUGCCCCCAACUAAAACUUUUUAUGAGGAUUGGGCUAAGGGUAGGACCUUCAAAGUUGGUGACAAACUCAGUUUCCCACACAGGACGGGUGCAAACAAUGUGGCAGAGGUUAGCAAGAGCGACUACGAGAAUUGCUCGCAAACUGGAACCAUCCGCAUGCACGCUCAACGUAAUGCCCUAAUUGAUCUGAAAAUUCCUGGGGAUUACUACUUCUAUAGUGGUAUUGGGUUGCACUGUGAGGUUGGCCAAAGACUCCACAUUACUGUCUCUAAUUGAGAUUAACCAAAAUUUUACUUGUUUUAU